AUGAAAGUCAGCAAACGGCUUAAAGAGAGGGACACAUCCAAGGACCGUCUUGCUUGCACUGCACAGAGCCCGGGGGUUGACUUGGGAGAGUUCCGCAACAUCAUUGAGAUCAACAGGGCGAAGUUGAUUGCUAGAGUGGAGACUCUCGUCAAAAUGGGACAGAUCUCACGUGCCUCUGUCCACAUGAACCUCUCUCUCGCUGUUGUUGGACUCAUUAAUGGAUAUGGUAUUGAAGGAAGCUCUCACCUCUAUGGUUUGUUUUCAGACACCGCCGAGGCUUAUGAGAUAGUUUUAGCGGGUGUGGAACUUGUCUGUGCCACAAAAGAUAAUGAGUACUCUGAUCUCUUCUAUGCAAUCCCAUGGUCUCAAGGAACGCUUGGACCCCUUGCUGCCGCUGAGAUCAAGGUUAUACCUGUCAGGGAGUAG
Brassica napus (rape) is the source of this 426-nucleotide messenger RNA. RefSeq names its product delta(24)-sterol reductase-like. The coding region runs from base 1 to 426 and encodes 141 amino acids. Gene Ontology annotation, biological process: steroid metabolic process. Lineage: Eukaryota; Viridiplantae; Streptophyta; Magnoliopsida; Brassicales; Brassicaceae. The record is from RefSeq and is a predicted model, not a curated record. The transcript is spliced from 2 exons. Gene Ontology annotation, molecular function: flavin adenine dinucleotide binding; oxidoreductase activity, acting on the CH-CH group of donors, NAD or NADP as acceptor. Gene Ontology annotation, cellular component: membrane; cytoplasm.